AUGCACGGACUUUGGAAGGAGACUUAUGAUGGCGCUACAGUAGCGUUUAUUGUGCUUGGUGCUGCAUGUGUUUUCGUUAUGAUUCCAGGUUUAGGGUUUUUGUACUCUGGACUGGCGAGAAGGAAGAGUGCCUUAUCAUUAAUUUGGGGUGUAGUAAUGGCAACCUUGGUUGGAAUGGUCCAGUGGUAUUUUUGGGGAUUUUCCUUAGCGUUUUCUCACACAGCUCCAAACUCGAAAUUUAUCGGUGAUUUAGAUUCCUUUGGAUUCAGGAAUGUAUACGGGAAGACCAGUGAUGAUGCAGUAUAUCCGGAACUUGCGUAUGCAAUUUUUCAAGGUAUGUUCAUGUGCGUUACAUUGAGUAUUAUUGCUGGGGCCACCGCGGAGAGAGGCCGUCUUUUCCCCCACAUGGUAUUCCUGUUUGUGUUUGCCACUGUGGUUUACUGUCCUGUAGCCUACUGGGUUUGGGCUCCAGGUGGAUGGUGCUACCAAUGGGGGGUUCUUGAUUGGGCUGGUGGGGGUCCAGUGGAGAUCUUAAGUGCCGUCGGUGGAUUUGUCUACUCAAUCUUUUUGGGUAGAAGAAAGGAAAGUCUUCUAAUUAACUUUCGCCCCCAUAAUGUUUCCUUGGUUACUUUGGGAACAGUUUUAUUGUGGUUUGGUUGGCUACUCUUCAAUUCUGCGACAUCUUUAAGUCCCAAUUUAAAAUCCGUCUAUGCCUUUAUGAAUACUAAUUUAAGUGCCGCCACUGGUGGUAUGACAUGGUGUUUACUGGAUUUCCGUUUAGAACGUAAAUGGUCCACAGUGGGUCUUUGCUCAGGUAUUAUUUGUGGUUUAGUAGCCGCUACACCAAGUUCUGGUUGCAUAACGCUUUAUGGAUCUUUGAUUCAGGGAAUCGUUGCUGGUUUAGUUUGUAACUUUGCCACGAAGAUCAAAUACUAUUUGAAAGUAGAUGAUGCAAUGGAUAUCUUAGCAGAACACGGUAUCGCCGGAGUAGUGGGAUUGAUGUUUAAUGCCCUUUUCGCUGCAGAUUGGGUCGUUGGGCUUGAUGGAUCCACUGAGCAUCAUGGUGGUUGGAUUACACAUAACUACAAACAGAUGUAUAUUCAAUUUGCCUACAUUUGGGCGGUCAUCGGUUACAGUGCCGCCUGUACUGCUAUCAUCUGCUUUGUCUUAGACCUCAUCCCAUUCACCAAACUGCGUGUUAGUGAAGAAGCAGAAGCUAGAGGUUUAGAUGAGGAUCAAAUCGGUGAAUUUGCCUACGAUUAUGUGGAAGUGAGAAGAGAUUACUGGCAGUGGGGUACAGACACGGACAAUUCUAAUGAAAUAAGGUUAGAGGAAGUAAAUGGUCAACAUGACCCCGAACAAUAUACCACUAAUACUGAAGAAUCUGGGAAUUUAAAUGGCGAAAAGCAGUUGGGCAGUGAUGACCAACAAACGGCAAAUAGAAACGAUGAAGAGCAAGUCCUAACGCCUACAUACAGUAAAAACCCAACGUGA
Messenger RNA from Zygosaccharomyces rouxii, 1494 nucleotides. It is a transcript of the gene MEP3, whose product is annotated as ammonium permease MEP3. Gene Ontology annotation, cellular component: plasma membrane. Gene Ontology annotation, molecular function: ammonium channel activity. Gene Ontology annotation, biological process: ammonium transmembrane transport. The record is from RefSeq and is a predicted model, not a curated record. The coding region runs from base 1 to 1494 and encodes 497 amino acids. The transcript has a single exon. NCBI's taxonomy places the organism in Eukaryota, Fungi, Ascomycota, Saccharomycetes, Saccharomycetales, Saccharomycetaceae.